GUCUAUCAGAGAGAGGCCAUUCUUGUAGUAUAAUAUUAAAUAGCCAUUAUCUGUGGAAGCCAUAACACACAAUGGACCAGAUUAAUCAAGGUAUUUACUCCACAGUGCAUUUUGCACAGUCUUGGGGAAAGGAAAAUACAUCUGUUGAUGUUACAAAACAAACUACUCCCCAAUUUAAUGAAACCAGAGUACAUCUGCACAGUUUUCUUUGUCUCAUCACAAACCACACCGAGUGUAAAUGUAAGAACCUGUGUCUCGUUUUUUUAUCCUGUUUCAUCACAUUGCUCAUUGUCGUGUCACCUAUUUAUCGACAAUUAUAGCAGUGUUGCUUAUCCCAGGGUAGUAUUUAUUUUACAUUUUAAAUAUUGAAAUAUUGACCUACAUUGUGGAAACACUAAAAGAAAUUACAAUUCUUUGACAAGUGUUUCGACAACACAUCUUUAUCAAUGUCAUCAAAAAUAAAGACUUGUCAAGUUUCCUAUUUUCCUUUGGUGUUUUUACAUACACUGUACAGACCUUUUCAUAUCACUUCACAGGGAAUGAGGAAAAAGGGUGACAAAAAGGGGAGUGGACUUUAACAGUUCACCAAUAACCUGGCAAAACAAGCAUUAAAAAACAGACAACAAUGAUGCCUACUUUGCUGUGGAACUUAGUACAGGUAACAGCAUAGCCUGGAUUACAAUAGCGUUCAUUAAUAAAAUGGGUUUUCACUCAGUACUGUUCUAACUAUACAUAUCCAACACAUUGUAAUAAUACAGUGUUCUGUAUUCUAUAUUGGGCUACCAUACUUUAUAUUAUAUUCAGAACAUCUCAACACUCUACAGCAACUUGUUUACAUGUAAACCUUCUAACUGAUGUCUUUAUUUCCCAAAAAAUAUAUUACGGUAGAUUGGGUGGAAAUCAGGUGUAUGGCUGAUAAAUGCACUAAUAACAACUGGAAUGUAAUAAUAACCAAAUUGAUAUUAUCAGGAGCUUGUCCCAAUUGACCCCCAUAAUAUUCUGUGUGGGACAUUUCAAUCUGGUAAUAAUAAGCAAAGGAGUGAUAUUUUUAGCAGGGCUGACUGUCUAACAAUUGAUUGUUUUAUAUUAUGGAUGAAAUAUUGCUUUAGAAAAAGGACUGUGCUUGCUUCUAUGUGGUCCUCGUUUGCAGAUGAGAUGAGAAGGCCAGCUGCAGGAGCAGGCUUCAUGAGCAGAGCAGGGAUGCUGAGUGAUGACAGGGAGGCUCUCUAUGUUCAAGGGAAGCAGUUCCAGCAGCAGGGGGAGCCGGAGGCUGCUCUCAAAUGCUUCCUGACUUGUCUGCAAGGCCUGACACAUGUGCACAGCUUUCAGUCUCUGCCUGACUGUCUUCACCAGAUUGCCGAAGUGUUCAACCACGAAAAGAAAUAUGUGAAAGCCCUUCAGUUCAUUCAAGCGGAGAAGAUGUUCUAUGAAGUAGCUUUAGCAGACCUCGCUGCUCUUCAGGGGAGCUCAGUAUGCCUGACAGCUCCUCCUGAAGUAAUGCAGCAGGGCACAGGAGGAUGGCUCUCCGAAGAGGAUGUGUCAGAGCAGGCCUGUCAAGCCGGGGACUAUGAGAAGCUAGCUCAAGUUUGCAUCAUGAGUAAAAGACCUCAUCUUGCUUUAGAAUACAGUGGAAAGGCAACUAAAAUUCGACAGAAGGCUUUUGGCAAUGACCAUCCCAUUACUGCAAGGAGUCUGGAGCUCCUGGCCUCUGUCUAUGCAGAAAUAGGAAAGACAGAAUAUUCGGAUACAAUAGGACAGUACACCUCUGCGCUGUCGAAGACUUUCUCACCUGCCGACUCAUUCAGUGAAGUUUUAAAUGGGGUGCCUUUAGCAAAGACAGAGGUCUGCCCAGACAGGAGGAGACUGCAUAAGAAGGAUCUGCUGCUUUCUCCAACAAACAGUAAAGAGAAGGUCACAACAUGUAAGUGUCUUACCUCUAUACUGCGGAAGAGGUCAAGCUUCAGCUGCUCUGAGAACAAGUUCACGCACAGAAAGAAGUCAGACCGAAGAGUCCGGUUCAGGGAGCCUGAGGUCAUUGUACAUGACAUUCCUUACUAUGAUUGUUUACUAGCUUAUGACCAAUCGACCAAUAGAACGUACUUUGCCCUGCUGGCUUGCAUCUUCGUUUUAUUGUCUGUGCUGGGAGUCGUACUGUACUGCACUGACAAGAGGAGACAUUUGAAAGUGUGCGAAGAAUUGGAGUCGAUGUUAAUUGUCUCUUUUCUUCAGAUGAAGCAAAUCCUCUGGAGUUGUUGGAUGUGGCUCACAAGGCAAUGACAGCAAGAGCGUGAAAAAUGAAAUGUGAGACUUUCCACGCUCCUUGCUCUGGCUUUUCUCAUAAAGCCAGGCUUCAGGAAGCAAACAACUUAAUUUAUGUUUCAGGACAUUUUGAAAUUCUUCUGCUGUUUCAGAAAUCUGGUCAAAAAAAAAAAAGCAUUUCUUAAUUUUCACUAGUAUAAAACACUGUGUAAAUGGUACUAGAAGCAUAAUGUGGUAACCAUGGCAAUGUAAAUAUUUUUGAUGAAUUAUUUUGUUUUCUUUCAUUUUCCUUUUUUAUCAUAUUAUGUUCGUUUUUCCAGUGAGAAAGGCAUCCGAACUUGUUUUCUAGCAUUCAGUUACUGAUUGUCUUUAUCAGCUGAGCAGAAGGACCUCAUGGUCAGUGGGUGCAGACUGCAGUAGAGAAGGCUUUAGGUAGAAGGCUCAUCUGCGGUAUUUGCUCACCAACCAAUUUGAAGAAGUUGUGAACCUGGUGUAAAAGCUAUGAAUACAACCCCUUGGGUACUGAGAUCAUAGAGUGAGCACCUGAGUGCUGAUUCUAUUCAAAUCCAUAAAUCUUACCUGUUAUAGACUUUCAUGCACUAAAUAUCUGUUAUCAGUCAGUCACAAGAGGUGUGGUUUUUAAAGAAACAGUUUUGUUUUAUUUUAAGACAUCUAGUGCUACACUAGGAUAAUGAAACCUCUGUGAUACUUGUGUUGUUGUGCAUACCUCCUUGGUCAUUUGAUCUGGAGAGUGAAAUUGUCUCUACUCCUUCAAUGCCUUCUUUCCAGUCAUUAACCAACCAGUUUCUUCUGUUUUGCAGACAGUAACAUGCUUUGACACUGAGUUAAGGUGAUAUAACAUAGGAGGUGAAGCCGAAACAAGUUUUUCAUUACCUAGAAUUUUAGGAUUGAGAAAUAACUUAAGAAAAACUAUAUGAACAUAAUAAUCUGUUAUUUCAAAUCAUGUACUCAAAGAAACUACAAAACUGUAUCGCAAAAGUCUACCGGAAGCCAUAAUAGUAGUACAGUAUUUCAUGUUACAAUUUGAAAUGUCACUGUGACGGGGUGCCCCUCUCGUGUGUUAUUUUAUGUUUUAUGUUUUAUGUGGUGUUUUAUUGUUGGUGUGUUUGUAUUGGUGCAUGGGAUAUAAUGGGGCUGUCUAGCAUGAGUGAUUUCAAAUAUAUAGUUGUAUUUAGGCACAGGGAUUGCACAAUCACUUCACCUGCAGAUAAUUAGUUCACAUGCUUAGUAAUUGAAUCCCAGCACAGCUGUAUAUAUAGAGCCAGUUUUCACACACAUGGGGUUGGGUGUUCGUGAGUGGAGAACGAGAGUGAGACAGAGGAGGUAAAAUCUAAAAUAGAAAUAAACAAUUGCUACGCGUGCUUGAAGACCAGCACGAUACUUGUUUUUUAGUGUUCGUCCAUCUUUUGUUUGUCUGUCUAUUUGUUUUGGCCCUUGUGCCCUUUUGUUUUGUGUUUUGUUAAAAGUCUGUUUGUUUGUUUCACCAUCCGUUUAUUCUUUAAUAAAUACUGAGCGCAGCCAUUGCGACUCAGCUUCACCCCAUAUUCACUCUGCGUGUUUCUGUUCUGGGUCUGACGUCACCACUACAGCCAUCCUUGUGACAGUCACAUUUUUUAAUUGUACGUUCUUCUUCAUUAAGAAUAUGGAAAACUACAAAGCAAUAUGUAAUUCAAUAUGUUAACGUAACGUUAUUCAGCAAGUUUCCUUUAAUUUUAUGAAGCAAAAUUAGUUGAUUCUAUAGGGUGAUGCAAAACUUUUGACCAUAGCUGUAGUACCUGUUAUAAAAAAAAAUGUGUUUACUAUAACAUGUGUUUCUUUCAAAACUGCACCUAUAGUGACUGGUAAGAUUUGUAGAAUUAUGUUUGUAAGCUACUACCACCAAAUUGUAUAAGCUUGAGAGGCUUUUACACUAUUAAACAACCAAAUGUAAUUGUUUUAUUUGUCUUUGUAUACUAUAAACAAAUAAUGGAUUUGCAUUUGCAUAAAAUUAUGAUUUAGAAGGAAAAAUGUCAGAAAAUAAGAUAUAGUCUGCUUCUGAGUUUCAGAUUCUGUUGAAAUGCA
Acipenser ruthenus (sterlet) is the source of this 4341-nucleotide messenger RNA. RefSeq names its product chromosome 15 C14orf180 homolog (gene c15h14orf180). Gene Ontology annotation, biological process: positive regulation of Golgi to plasma membrane protein transport. NCBI's taxonomy places the organism in Eukaryota, Metazoa, Chordata, Actinopteri, Acipenseriformes, Acipenseridae. Gene Ontology annotation, molecular function: connexin binding. The record is from RefSeq and is a predicted model, not a curated record. Bases 1093 to 2277 code for a protein of 394 amino acids. Gene Ontology annotation, cellular component: trans-Golgi network; transport vesicle; plasma membrane. The transcript is spliced from 10 exons.